Messenger RNA from Hydatigera taeniaeformis, 1113 nucleotides. NCBI's taxonomy places the organism in Eukaryota, Metazoa, Platyhelminthes, Cestoda, Cyclophyllidea, Taeniidae. The record is from the annotation of a GenBank genome assembly.
AUGCUUGCUCUGAUCUCUGAUGCUUUUGUCUGGGACGAGCUCACCUUUCCUUCUCCCAUAUGUCAUCACUCCGGUGUGCGGGGGUUCCUUUCACGCCUUUUCCAGCUGCUAAUCACAUUGGCCAAACUGUUGUACUGGCGGCUUUUCAUUCUCCGCAUCAUUGUCCAGCUUUUCAUUACUCAUCCUCGUGGCUUUGGUCGUUGUCUUGUUGCCUUCUCAGCUGCUGGCAUUUCCGCAGUUGUCAUUUCUCUUUACUCCUGUCUUCUACCCUUCCGCCUCGCUCGUUGGCGUGCUACGGCUUCCUCAACUUCUUCUGAACUCUACUCGCUUCUACUUCAUGCGAUUCUCGGCCACAUAGUUCUCCUAAAUAUCUUUGUUCACUUUCUCGCUGGUGUAUUGUGCUCACCCGGUCAUGUGCCUCCACUGUCCCCGCUGUCCCCACACAUACCCCGAACAAUGUGCUCUCGUUGCCUUCGUCCGCGUCCGUGGCGAGCACAUCACUGUGUCGUCUGUGGAGUGUGUGUGCUGCGAAUGGAUCAUCAUUGUCCUUGGCUAAAUAAUUGUGUGGGGCUGCGCACCCACAGACACUUUUUCCUAUUUUUGACUCAUCUCGGCAUUGGUAUCGUGUACUUGUAUGUGGCAGGUUUCGGAGAUUUUAUGGAGCAUUCAAGGCUGAGUCAUCGAAUCAAUUGCCUGGUCCAUACAAUUGUGUGUGCUCUCUACCGUGUUUCCAUUCUCGUUCUCGUCUUCGUUGUCGGCCUUCUCCUAUGGCACGGUCGCCUUAUCGGACGAGGUGAAACAAGUGUGGAGUAUUACCAGAAUCAGAAGCUGGCACGCGCUUUCAGCAAGCAUCACAUCGUUUACCAUAACCCCUUCGAUUUUGGAUCUCGCGUCAAUUGGCUCCGAUUUUUGGGUCUCGAAGCUCCUGCAGAUUCAAGGGUAGUGAAGGAAAAGGGGACCUAUGGCGGAAUUAAGACUCUCGCGAAAAGAUUCUUUUUCCAUGUACUACUACCGUUCAAUUCUUCGCCGUAUGAUGGCGAUGGGAUGGAGUUUGAGAUGUAUGAGCCGGAUGUUGAGGACGUUCUGAGGGACUUGAGAACCUUUGACGAAUGA